ACAGUACCCUAUGAACUCGCACACCCGUUCUUUAACUCAUCCCCUUUAUCUCUCCGAUCAACUCAUCAACCAAAAAGACAAAAAAGAACGACAUUCUGUGAUUCUAUCCUCAACAACACGUAAAAUCAUCCCUCUAAAGCAUAGUACUGACCCACAAUGACCUUUACGCUUUCUCAUAUAUUCAAACUUCACAUUUCAUCGCUUAACACACCACCAUGAUCACCAACAACCAAGCAUUCUGUCUACCCAUUAUCUUUCUCAUAUUUUCUGGAUCAAUCUUCUCAUCAGCAUCCGCAACACCACCCGCAAAAAUUCUCAGCGGCAUUGCGUCGAACACCUUGUCUGCACUGUUCAAAUGGCUGUGGUCUUUAAAACCUGACACCAAAAUCAGCACGGGUGUUUCUAGCAGGUCAAUGGUGAAAUAUGAAGGUGGUUAUUCUGUUGAAACAGUUUUUGAUGGAAGUAAACUUGGGAUUGAGCCUUAUUCUGUGGUGGUGACUCCAUCUGGGGAGGUUCUUGUGUUGGAUUCUGAAAAUAGUAAUGUUUAUAAAGUCUCAACACCCUUGUCAAAAUAUAGCCGUCCAAAGAUUCUGGCUGGUUCACCUGAAGGGUUGUUCGGGCAUGUGGAUGGGAAGCCAAGAGAAUCCCGAAUGAACCACCCGAAAGGGCUUACAGUGGACGACAAAGGAAAUGUAUACGUGGCUGACACCAUGAAUAUGGCUAUUAGGAAGAUCACUGAUGCAGGGGUUGUAACCAUAGCUGGAGGAAACUUGGCACGAGGGACGGGUCAUAUUGAUGGUCCAAGUGACGCUGCAAAGUUUUCAGAUGAUUUCGAUAUAAUAUACGUUGCGAGUAGCUGCUCUAUUUUAGUUAUUGAUAGAGGUAACCAAGCAAUUCGAGAAAUCCAACUUCAUGAAGAUGAUUGUUCUCAUCAGUAUGAUGGCGAUGACCCUUUAGGGAUAGCGGUUCUUGGUGUUGCAAUGUUCUUUGGCUUUAUGCUAGCAUUGUUACAACGUAGAGUUGGUGCAAUGUUUUCGCCACAAAGGGAUCCAAGGCCGAUGAUGAACAUUGUUCCUCCAUCUGCAUAUCAAAUGCCGAUGAGAUCAGCAAGACCGCCUCUAAUUCCACCCGAAGACGAAUACGAGAAAGAACAAGACAGCUUAUUUGUUUCACUUGGAAAACUUAUGAUCAAACCUAUAACAACUGUUUUUGCAAUCUUCUUUGGUUCAUCUAGUUCCAAAAAGAACCGAUCUCACCCUCAUCUUCAAAUGAAUUACCCUCAACCCCUUCCAUUUUCAACCACUUGGCCUAUGCAAGAAAGCUUUGUAAUUCCCCAUCAAGAUGUCCCCCCACCACUAGAAACCCGAGACCCGUCCCCAUACCCGUACCCGUUUAUGACCCACAACCCAGAACCCGCAGAAAGACCACGACCUUCUAAACAGACCCGGUAUCUUAAUAGUGGAACUGGAAGUGGACAAAACAGUGAAUGCCUUAACGAACAACAGCAAACGAAACAAUCUCAAAAACAUCAACAUCGUCAACAACAUCAUCAGAAACAUCACUCGUCGGGUUCUCAAACUUAUUAUGAGAAGAGCGAGACAACCAACGAGGUGGUUUUUGGGGCUGUUCAAGAACAGGAGAGGAAACAUGAAGCUGUGGUGAUUAAGGCUGUUGAUUAUAAUAACAUCCCGAAUUACAAUCAACCGAAUGUUCGGUCUAGGUAUAAUUACAUGGGUUAUGCAUACGGUAGUACAAAUGAAUGACGGGUUUGUUAUCUUUUUGUCCCUCAACUUUACUAAGAACAUGUAUGAAAUAUGAAUAUCAUGUAUGUAAUUAUACCAUAUAGAAGCUGCAAUAUUUUA
This is a messenger RNA of Helianthus annuus (common sunflower), 1862 nucleotides long. RefSeq lists its product as uncharacterized. Gene Ontology annotation, molecular function: protein binding. The record is from RefSeq and is a predicted model, not a curated record. Bases 216 to 1763 code for a protein of 515 amino acids. NCBI's taxonomy places the organism in Eukaryota, Viridiplantae, Streptophyta, Magnoliopsida, Asterales, Asteraceae. The transcript is spliced from 6 exons.